Contarinia nasturtii (swede midge) is the source of this 4928-nucleotide messenger RNA. It is a transcript of the gene xmas, whose product is annotated as protein xmas-2. The transcript has 6 exons. The record is from RefSeq and is a predicted model, not a curated record. Gene Ontology annotation, biological process: mRNA export from nucleus. NCBI's taxonomy places the organism in Eukaryota, Metazoa, Arthropoda, Insecta, Diptera, Cecidomyiidae. Bases 343 to 4839 code for a protein of 1498 amino acids. Gene Ontology annotation, cellular component: cytoplasm; nucleus; transcription export complex 2.
GGUUAUGUAGUCCAAACACAAAUGCGAUUUGUUUUGACCGCGAACGCUACAUUUCUCGACAAACUAGCAAAUUUUAUAUUAAAAAAACUGCUGUGUUGAUGAUAUCAAGCGGUAAAAUAUCAAUUAAACCAAGUGAAUUCAAUUGAAAUGCUGUAAAAACGUAUAAUUUUGCGGUUGAGAAACGUAGCUUGUGUCAAGUUUAUUGAAAUAUCAAUAGACAAACUUGAAAAAGGUGCAUGAACGAAACGGUGUGAAAGAGGCAAAAUGAACAUUUGAAUAUUGUAAAAUAGUGAAAUAUAAAUCGGAAAUAUUUCGGAAAAGCGGACAAAUCAAAACCAAACGAUGGCAGAUUCAAUGGAUCCAGAUGUGCAAGAUGAAUUACAAGCAAUGACCGGCGCACCGAACACCAGCACACCGAGAGUAGCGGUGUUUGGAGCCAAUCGACUCACAAACAGAGGUGAUUUAAGAACGGCGAUGCUUUCACGUCCAACAUUUUCAGUUGAGAAUUCUGAAACGUCAAUGAAUUUAUCUAAUGCUAAUGCUCAACAAUCUGGUCGUGCAUUUUCGCCUCCUCCUCCUGUACCGACACUAUCACUAUCGACAACGGACCGAGCUACUAAAAUGGAAUUGGAAGCUAUUUUACGCAAACCGGCUCAUACACCAGAAGAAAAAUUUUUGGUAUUGGAUGCUCGUGAUAAACUGGUACGUUUGACAACUGUCAAAAAUGUGGAUAUAAAAAAAGCGACCAGUACAAAAGGCAUAUGCCCGGAUAUGUGCCCCGAAAAAGAGCGUUUGUCACGUGAAUCGAAGCAUCGUGUGGCCAGUUUUGAAUUGGAAGAAGGUUCAAAGUCAGUCAUGAAUCAUAAUAUUGCUGUAAAAGAAUAUUCAAGAAGUUCGGCCGAUCAAGAAUCACCUUUACCGCACGAAUUACGACCAGAACCUGUUUUGAAGUUAACCAUGACAUAUUUACUCCAAAACAUAAUGGAUUUGUGUGAUGAUCCAGAAACAAGUAUUUGUGAUUGGUAUCAUUUCCUGUGGGAUCGAACCAGAAGUAUUCGCAAGGAUAUAACACAACAAGAACUUUGCAGUACCGAAACCGUGCUGCUCGUCGAACAAUGUGCUCGAUUUCAUAUUCAUUGUGCGGCUCGAUUAAUUGCCGAAGAACCAUCGGUUUUUGAUCAACGAAUUAAUACGGAAAACCUGACAAAGUGUUUGCAAUCGUUGAAAUAUAUUUAUCAUGACUUGGAUCUGAAGAGGAUUCGAUGCCCGAAUGAAGCCGAAUUUCGUGCGUAUGUUGUGCUAUUGAAUUUGCAUGAUUCAAACUUUCUGUGGGAAGUAAAACAAUUGCGGGAAGAGAUUCAACAAUCGCCUGAAAUACAAUUUGCGAUUAAAGUGUAUUUGGCCAUUGAAAGCAACAAUUAUGUUAAGUUCUUCUCACUCGUUCGAUCAACAACAUACAUGAACGCUUGUAUUCUAUUGCGUUAUUUUACGCAAGUUCGAUUCAAAGCACUUAAUAUUAUGUUCAAAGCGUAUGCACCUAGGAAUCCUGGUGUUUAUAUGCCAAUAUCAAAUUUAACCUAUUUGUUGGCAUUCGAGGAAGCAGAGCAAUGUGCACAGUUUUUGGAAUACCAUGGAUUAACGGUGGACAGGGAGUAUGAUCGAGUACUUUUGAACCGGGGUUCAUUCAUUCCACCUGAUAUGCCAUACACAUUGGACCGAGCGAUUAACGUAGUUGAACACAAAAGACAUUCAUCGGUUGGGGAAGCGGUUCAUGGGGCACCGCUUGAUUCGAAAAGCGUUUUGGAAAAAUACGAACCACAUGAUAGCUUCGAUGAAAAUGGAAUAUUGUUACCGAGAGCGUGGUCAGCGGAUGAUCAAAACUACUUCAAACCAGAAGCACGUAUUGAGGCCAGAAUGAAUAAAUCUGUGCCAGUUCCAGCCAAAGAGGAUGAAGCCAUUUUCAAAAUGCCAAUGGCACCACCAAAAUCAAGUCCCAAAUCACGACUAUCGCCAAAACCUGCAGUUUCAUCUGAAAAUACUUUUACUGCCGCACCAACAUCGAAUACAACGACUUCUUUAUUUGGAUCGAAUAAGUUCAACACCUCUUCAACACAAAGUGCAUCAGGCCAAGGACUGUUCAAGAUACAGCCCAGUCAGAUUCAAUCCUCGGCAAAUAAUGUAUUCAGUGCUUUUGGUCAGUCGUCCACACCUCAGACGAAUAUAUUUGGCAAUUCAACGGAAUCGACAAAAACAUUUGAUACAUCUGACGGUGCUACGUUCAAGUUUACAAACAAUACAGCAUUUAGUAAACCAAUUGAUAGGUCCGUUCCGAAUAACAGUAUUUUUUCGUCGGUAGUCACGUCAAAACCAGAACCCGGACUAUUUUCUCAAGUAAAACCAUCUGCCGAUCAAACACCGAAUAUGUUCGGUAAUUUAGCCUCAGGUACACCGUCGAUUUUUGGUAGCUUUACGAAUCAAAAAACGAACAGCACAGGAUUUAUGGGUCAAACAACGACAUUCAACAAACCAAAUCAUCAAAUCGUUAGCAAUAGCUUAUUUAGUGGUAUCAUGUCGUCAACGAUACCAGGCAUUGUGCCACUGGAAGACACCGAUAAUGAGACAGCUCUAAAACUCGAGCAAGAAAAAGAAGCAGUUAGAUUAAAGGAAGAAGAGCGUAAAAGGAAAGAAGCUGAAGAGACUGAACGACGAAAGAAGGCAGAAUUGGAAGAGCAAGAACGUCAACGCAAGAAAGCGGAAGAAGAGAGAAAAAAACAACUUGAGCUCGAAAUGAAAAGAAAAGAAAUUGAAAAAUUAUCGGAAAAAUAUGCUGAAGAAGUAAUCGGAGAAUAUGUAUCGAAUAAUCUAGUGGAGUUGGCCAACACAGAAAUCAAACGACAUCGAGCUAUCGAAGAAUCGAUUAAUAAAAUUUAUACAGAUCUUGCGAAUGAAGCUGUAUCGACGGAAUUGGAACGGAUUGCGAACGAUGUGAAAACCGCUUGGGAUAAAAAUAUACUUGAAAAAUACUUUGUCAGUUGGCGAAAUUUAACGCGCAAAAAGAUUGAACAAAGGCAAAAAAUUGCAAAUACUCCAAUAUGGUUACCGACAAAAAGUAUGAAAGAAUUAAUUCCAGAACUUCAUCAUCCGUUGCAGUCGAAAACAUUGAGCCUAAUGAAAAGAUAUCGUUCCGGACUGCCGUGCAAAUUGAUCGCACCGCCAAUACGCGAGGACAGCAUUGAUUUGUGGAAUGUCAUAACGCCCGAACUUGUGAAAUUAACUGCACAAAUUAAAGUCAAACAACCGUUGAAUAUCUAUUGGAAAUGCAUUAUAUCUUUUCCCGACACCGAUGAGGAUGCAUCAUGCAAAAUAAGCCAAUGGUUGGACAACGUUUUCUAUCGACAAUUGUCAAAAUAUCCGCGACAAGAUGACAUUUUCUUUGUGGAACAACACGAGAUCAACAAUCAACGCAUCAAUGUGUGCAUGCGAAAACUAAUCGGCAAAAAAUUGAUCAACGAAAGCAAAACAGCGUACACUAGGAAAGAUAUCGAUGGCACGAAUGCCAUUCUAUUUCUUAUGACAACGAAAAAUUUGCGUGAAAGUCGGGCACGGUUUGCGGCUGUUAUGAAAGCAAUUGAAUUGAACAAUGCGGCCGGAUUAAUAGUCUACAGUUUGGAUACAGGCGAUUUGAAUGAAGUACGAAACGCUCUGAAUCUAUACGAUUAUAUGGACGAGGAGAAAAUUGACGAAUGCAUUUUUGCAAAUGGUCGAGGCACGAACAAUUUAUGUCAUCUAACAAAACAUGGUCUAAAGUACACUGCGGCCAAUUCAUUCUACGAUGAUCAAUUGGAAAUGCAACAAAUUGUUUCAUUCCUUCGAAUUUGCCUGGCCGAUGAGCUGUGGCAACGAAUUUAUCACUCUGUAAAUCGUAAUCCAACACUACUCGAGGCAUCGACACAACUUAAUUUCCUAAUCGAUUAUCACAACGAAGCCAUAGUUCGACUUAUUUCAAUGUGCACUCUGUCGUGCAUCGAUUCACCAAUGCUGUUUCCAUAUGAGCUACGCCAAUUCGUACCAAAACAUCAAAUUGACAUCCCAUUAGGUUUAGAGUAUUUUCCGGAAAAUUGGCAUAAAACCGCCGAAAAACACACCGAACAAAUUGUGGAGUUUUUGAAAUCGUUACAAAUUCAUCAAGUGAUAAAUAUGAAUGACAUCAGCGAAAUAGCAACAUUGGAAGCAUCUAUUUUAAAAUUUGUUUGUGCACACAUCGCAUCAAAAUCGGCGGCCGAACGCACCGCAUACAAAAUGAUUCAACACAUUUUAGCAUACGUGGGUCCACGACACUUGAAUGCACUUGAAUUUAAAGAGAAAUUAAUCAAAUACAGUUGGUUAGAUGCUUUUCCGAUUUUCGCCACCGAUUUGCUAUCGUUUCAAUAUCAACGAUAUGCCAAUGAACAACGUUUACCAGACUAUGUGAUUUACGAUAAAUAUGAUUAUCAGGAGUAUAUACGAAAUGCCUGGUGGCUACAAACAAAUGAAAAUAUGCUCAAAAAUCUCACAGCAAAUGUACUACGAAAUAUGGAUGCUGCUGUCGAUGAAUACGAACAAAAUUGUAAACGACAAAAAUUGGAGGAAACUAUCAUCGCUGUCGAAGAGAAAAAGAGUCUGGAUGAUAUACUCGCUAAAGGUUUUGCAUCGCUCGAUAAUGCUGACAAAACACUGAAUCGCAUGAAAACGAUUCAGUCAAAAUGUAAAGAUAUAUCGAAAGAUUUCCGAACGAAUCUUUAUAGACAGGAGGAAAUCAUGAGAGACAUGAGACACACAUGGAAAAAUUCGAAUGAAUAGAUUUUUAAACGGAAAAAUUGUAUUUGUACAUGUGUCAUAAUUUUUAAUAAAUAAAAAAAAUUCAUACUUAAUUUAGUUCUAAUUGAAAA